AAAAAUAUAAAUGAAAAAAAGUCAGCAUAGUUAUAGAGAGCUCUCGUCUCUCUGUUUUUGCAACUAAGAAAUCGAAAGAUCAAAAUCCGAUCGUUUCAAGAAAUCUCAAAGAGAGAAAGAGAGGAAAACAUGAGUUACUACAACCAGCCACCGCCUCCCGUCGGCGUUCCUCUGCCGCAGGGUUAUCCGCCGCAAGGAUAUCCUCCGAAGGACGCUUAUCCACCGCAGGGCGGUUAUGCUCCGGCGGGAUAUCCACCUCCCCCGGUGUACGGUCAUCCUCCGCCGCAACAUCAAAACCAAAAGGAAGAGGAUGGAUUCUUCAAACGCUGUUGCCAUGAAAUAUUUUGGUGGAUGUCUUGAUUGGAUGACCUUUUGGAGUGAUCAAACCACAUAAAAAUUUGAAUUCCUCCAAUGGUGUUAAAUUUGAAUUUCAUGAUCUCCAAUAUAUAAUGUUUCAUUUUCAUCUCCUUGGACUAAUGUGUACUUGCAGAUAAAUUGAAUUUCAUGAUCUCCAAUGUAUAAGGUUUCAUUUUCAUCUCCUUGGACUAAUGUGUAAUUGCAGAUAGAAUUAUUUCUCGAAAUAUAUGUUGUCAAGUUUUAAUAUAGUGAUCAGUAUC
Molecule: messenger RNA, 617 nt
Organism: Benincasa hispida (wax gourd)
Lineage: Eukaryota; Viridiplantae; Streptophyta; Magnoliopsida; Cucurbitales; Cucurbitaceae
Source: RefSeq, a predicted model, not a curated record